Molecule: messenger RNA, 920 nt
Organism: Linum trigynum
Lineage: Eukaryota; Viridiplantae; Streptophyta; Magnoliopsida; Malpighiales; Linaceae
Source: the annotation of a GenBank genome assembly
UGCGUGAUUCCAUUUAUUUUCUAGGGAUGUAAACCAAAACUACUUCAUCAGUCACCUGACAUAUGCGGAAGCUGUCGCAGUUAGUCCUCUCUGUAUUUCUGUAGACCUUAUUGACUUUCAAAGUGACAGAACCAACAUGGUACUCAUCUAUCCUCUUCAAAUCGAACUUAACUUCUUAACAAAAUUGCUAUGGUGUUCAUGAGCUAACUUGCUUAUACUUUUACAAUGAUUUUUUGUUCUUCACCUUAGGAAGAGAUGUUCCGCGUUCUUGCACGGGUUAUAGAGCUCGAGACUUCAAGGUGUGCAACUACCAAUUCAACUAUCAUCCACCUAAUCCUUGUGGACGAGUAUGCAGAAUUUGAGGUCAUAUUUAGCUCCCAGUACCUUAGACGAAUUGUUGCACCGGUGAUUCCAAGAGAUAAUUUGUUACAUGUUGACUUCAACACCAUUCUAAACCAUCUUCAAGGAAAUCAGUACGAGUUGUUCCUGAAAGUUGGCCCAUGGAACCAGAUUGGGCAGUAUUGUGAAUUGGUGUUGCUAAAACUGUUCCCAUCUCCAGAUUAGUAACACUGCUGUAUAGAAUACAGCACGGUCCACAACGUAAUUGGAUACUUAUUUAUUUGAUUAGUAAUAUGCUAGGAUAUGUGAAUUGCGGACAACAGUCUUAGUUUGUUCAUAUUCUGCAUCACAACUACAAUUUUAUUUAUUUAUAUGAUUUAUAUGAUUGUAGGGCAUUGUAUCUUUAUAUAGUAGUAAUGACCAGGAUUUUUUGAAUCCUACUUUUAUCAUUAUUUUUCAUCACCCUAAUAUAUUUUUUUUCUUUCAUCAUACCUUUUCUUUUUCUAUAUUGAGAUCACUCAUACUGCCAUUCUAUUUCCAACAUUUAAUAUGUUCAUUUAGAAUUAAUUAAUCCUAUGUAA